AUGAGUCACUUUCCGCUUUAUAGUCUUUUCCUCUUGUUUUGUUAUUUGAAUUCUUCUUCUUACGCUUCUACGGACUCAUUCAUUCCAUGCCUAACAACAAGAAAUGUCCCACAAUCCAUAAUUUACACAACACAUAGCAAAAACUACACCUCAGUUCUCCAAGAAUACAUCAGAAAUGACCGUUUCAAAACUUCCCAAACCCUAAAACCAACCCUAAUCUUAACCCCAACCGACGAAUCCCAAGUUGGAAAGGUCGUGAUAUGCGCGAAGGCGGCCACUCUGCAUCUUAGAAUCCGGAGCGGUGGCCACGACUAUGAAGGCCUCUCCUACACAUCCAAAUCCCCAUUCGCCAUCCUGGACAUGUUAAACCUGAGGUCUAUCCAGAUAGACCUGACAAACCAGACUGCACCCACACCCACUGCUUGGGUGCAGUCUGGCGCUACACUUGGUGAGCUAUACUACAAAAUCUGGGAAACAAGCGAAACCCUAGCUUUCCCGGCCGGUGUCUGCCCCACCUUAGGAAUCGGCGGCCACAUCAGCGGCGGCGGCUACGGCAAUCUCCUUCGAAAAUACGGCCUCUCCAUCGACAACGUGGUCGAUGCAAGAGUAGUCGAUGCUAGCGGGAGAAUCCUCGACCGGGAGGCGAUGGGCGAAGACCUUUUCUGGGCCAUCAGAGGCGGCGGCGCCGCCAGUUUCGCGGUGGUCCUGGCGUUCAAAGUCAAAUUAGUCACUAUACCUAAUCCAGUGACGGUUUUUGAGGUCACGAAAACCCAAGACGAAAACGCGACGGAAAUUCUCCACCGCUGGCAAUUUAUAGCCGACAAAUUCGACAACGAUUUAUUCGUUAGGGCUGAAAUCUUGCCAAGUGGGAACGCGGCAGCUACCGUUACUUUUGUAGCAAUGUACCUCGGAAAUUCAGAUGACUUCGUCCGAAUUUCCACGACGCAGUUUCCCGAGCUAGGGUUAGAGAAACAUCAUUGCAAGGAAAUGAGUUGGAUCAAAGCCGCCAUGCGAUGGGCAAAAUUCCCCGACGACGCCCCAGUAAUGGACUUGCUAGCCCAAAACCAGGGCGCGUCCACGUUCAAAGUCAAAUCGGACUAUGUGACAAGCCCAAUUUCAAUAACCGGACUCGAUGGAUUGCUCAGGCGGAUCGGAGAUGGUUUUACUUUGCAAUUCAAUCCGUACGGCGGCCGAAUGAAUGAGAUUCCGGCGACGGCGGCGGCAUUUCCUCAUAGGGAGGGGAACAUUUUCAAGAUUCAAUACUUCUAUAUGUGGAAUGAAGUAGGCCCGGGGGUGGUGGAUAAACAUUUAGAGAUAGUGAGGGAUUUGUAUGAUUACAUGGAGCCGUUUGUGUCCAAGAACCCGAGGAGGGCUUUUUUGAACUAUAGAGAUAUUGAGAUUGGUAGCAAAUCCGAGGGAGAUGGCGUGGAUGCUUAUAAUGAGGCUAAGAUUUAUGGGAAGAAAUAUUUUGGGGAUAAUUUUGAUAGAUUGGUGAGAAUUAAGAGUGUGGUUGAUCCCUCUAAUUUCUUUAGCCAUGAGCAGAGCAUUCCACCUCUGCCAAAUAAGAGAAUCCAAACAAGAAAGGAGUUUUAG
Messenger RNA from Salvia hispanica, 1593 nucleotides. The record is from RefSeq and is a predicted model, not a curated record. NCBI's taxonomy places the organism in Eukaryota, Viridiplantae, Streptophyta, Magnoliopsida, Lamiales, Lamiaceae.